AUGCUUCUCAUCUCUCUUUGCUCACCAUCUAGAGCCUGCAGUUCGGCCUGCAGAAGCCUACACAUCGUCGCCCGUGAGAGCCUUUUGGGCUCCUUCGCUACGCCAAAGAAAUCGUCCGCUUAUCGGUUGACCUCCCAAUCUUCCUUCUAUCUGCCGGCCCCCUCACGAUCUCCGUCGUCUGCCGAUUAUCGCCGAGCUUUCCAUACAACUGCGCCGCUUUCCUCACAAUCCGCCACACCCCGAAUUUCUUACCGCGUCGCUGCUUCAUCCUCUGGCAAGGGCCGUCGCUUUCAUCCGGCUAAGAACUCGUACGAUUUCAAUCCCGAACUUCACGAAGCUAUCGGCGUUGCAACAGACACUCAAGAUCCUGCACUUCGGAGGAAAAGAAGACCCGACAGCGGAGAGGAUGCGUUUUUCGUCAGCAAGGUCGGCCAUGGAGACUCCGGAGCCAUAGCGUUCGCUGUAGCUGACGGAGUCGGUGGCUGGGCAGAGUCCCGCGUCGAUCCGGCCGAUUUUUCCCACGCACUUUGUGGUUACAUGGCGCAAUCGGCCCUUGCUUGGGACUCACCAGCGGAGCAAUUGCGCUCGAAACAUCUUCUUCAAGUCGGAUACGAUCAGGUGGUUGCAGACAAGUCGGUGCCGGCUGGUGGCAGCACUGCAUCCGUCGGCGUUGGAUUGGAAGAUGGACGGGUUGAGUUGGCGAACCUGGGCGAUUCCGGCUCGGUCCUUCUUCGACUCGCAGCUGUGCACCACUACUCGGUGCCGCAAACCCACGGGUUUAAUACGCCCUACCAACUCAGCAUCAUUCCUCCGCGGAUGCGCGCCCAGGCGUCAAUUUUUGGCGGUGGUUUCCUAGAAGACUUCCCCCGCGACGCGGCCGUCACCAAUCUCCAGAUGCAGCACGGAGACAUUCUCGUGUUAGCCACCGACGGCGUGUUCGACAACCUCAACAACCAAGAUAUCCUCAAACUGGUUUCCAGCCGCAUGGUGCUUACGGGUGCCUGGACUUCCACACCCGAGGCCGGAAUCCUGCCCUCAGCGGAUCUGCAGCAGCUCACCGGUCCUGAUGGCCUGGCGCCACUUCUUCCCGCAUCAUCUCCAUCCUCCUCUUCCUCCUCCUCGGAUACCGCAUCCUCGUCCAGUAAAUCCACCACCUCCUCGAAAACCCGCGACCAAGUCUACACCCUUCAAUCCUUGCUAGCAGCCACCAUCGCCGGCGAAGCCAAGCUCGCCAGCAUGGACGUGCGUCGCGACGGGCCCUUCGCCAAAGAAGCCCAACGUUAUUACCCCGGGGAUUGGUACCGCGGCGGCAAGGUCGACGACAUCUCCGUCGUGGUCGUCGUCGCCGUGGAAGAGGGAUACACCGGCCCUUCUUCUUCUGCUUCACCAGCCAACUAG
This is a messenger RNA of Aspergillus homomorphus CBS 101889, 1398 nucleotides long. RefSeq names its product type 2C protein phosphatase PTC7 (gene ppmA). NCBI's taxonomy places the organism in Eukaryota, Fungi, Ascomycota, Eurotiomycetes, Eurotiales, Aspergillaceae. The transcript is spliced from 2 exons. The record is from RefSeq and is a predicted model, not a curated record. The coding region runs from base 1 to 1398 and encodes 465 amino acids.